AUGUCAUCAUUCCGUCAUCCGCAGGCAACACCGGCAAGAAACUUCCAAGACAUGUCAUCUCGUGGCCCCAAAGUUCCAGAUCGUCCCCUUCAACCUUAUAUGCGAUACAGUCGCAAAAUGUGGCCGAAAGUGAGAGCCGAAAAUCCGGAUGCUCAAUUGUGGGAUAUCGGGAAAAUCGUCGGAAAGAUGUGGCUGGAGACGACUGAUGCGGAAAGAUCAAUUUUUCAGCAUGAAUAUGAGUUAGAGAAGGCUGACUAUGAUAAACAAAUGAAAAACUUCCAAGGCAAUGGAAUGUCGAACUUCAUGAUGAGCAAGAGUCGAGCGAAAAACAACGAGAAAAUGUCCAGAAAUAGAAUGGAUGCCGGAGGAGUCGUUAUUCAACCGGUGGAUGAAGAUGAUGGUGGUAAUGAGAUGAGCACUCGACGUCUGGCGGGAGUGAGAUAUGAAAGAAACAACCGACUCGUCAGUGAUCUUUUCUCUCCAAGCAUCGUCACCGAUACGAGAACGGUCGUUCCUCAUCAUCGAAUGGACAUGCUGAAAAGACAAGCUGCUUCUUUGGGAACACAUCAAAGUAAACUGGAAGAAGAAUUGACAAAACUGGAGAGAGCCCAUGAUAAUAGAAAGAGAGCUAUUGAAAAAGGAAGUGAUGAUUUCCAAGAGCAAUUGAAGAAGGUGGUCAGCGAGAAACCAGUGGUAGACGAAGAUAAGUUCGAACAGACUGUUAAAGAGUGGGAAGAGAAACUCACAGCCGCAUACGAAGAGUAUAAGAAGAACAAAACUGAUUCAGCGACACAGAAUGCGAAUUCUGCACCUCUGUUGAGGAAUUUGGUAAUGGAGGAAACGCCGAAGGCAGGAGGACGAAACAAAGAGCAAAAAGAAACUGUCCAGGAGAAACAAGUCGAAAGCAACGACAGUGUGCCAAAUGAGAGUGUGGAAACGGAUAAUACUGAGACUGCUGAGGAUAAAACCCCUGAUAGCCACAAUGCGGAACAGAAGCCAACAGAGGACGAGAAAAUGGAAGAAUAA
Molecule: messenger RNA, 1026 nt
Organism: Caenorhabditis remanei
Lineage: Eukaryota; Metazoa; Nematoda; Chromadorea; Rhabditida; Rhabditidae
Exons: 7
Coding region: 1-1026 (341 amino acids)
Biological process (GO): negative regulation of DNA-templated transcription
Cellular component (GO): SWI/SNF complex
Molecular function (GO): nucleosomal DNA binding; nuclear receptor binding
Source: RefSeq, a predicted model, not a curated record